Molecule: messenger RNA, 1642 nt
Organism: Tuber melanosporum (Perigord truffle)
Lineage: Eukaryota; Fungi; Ascomycota; Pezizomycetes; Pezizales; Tuberaceae
Exons: 4
Coding region: 114-1493 (459 amino acids)
Cellular component (GO): nucleolus; chromatin
Molecular function (GO): macrolide binding; peptidyl-prolyl cis-trans isomerase activity
Source: RefSeq, a predicted model, not a curated record
UCUUUCUCUCUCAUCCAUUUUCCGCCGUCUCUUUCAUCCGUUCUUUUGGGAGCAUUUUUUCAAUCUCAUUUUUUCUUUCUGGUUUAAUAGUACCAAUUAAUCCUUGGACUAAAAUGUCGUCUCUUCUUCCGAUCGCUCUUUGGAGUCUUCAUGUCUCGCCUGGCCAGAGUCCUGUCCCGGCCGUUGACGCUUUUCCUGCUACUGUCCGUUUGACCAUGGCAGCAAUUGAUCCUUCCGCUAAGCCUUAUGAGGCGGGAAAACCGAAGCGUGCUACCUUAAAGUUUUUUUGCGAACGCAUUGUUGAUCCUGACGACGAUUCCGACGACGAUUUAGGGGAAGCAUCAGACGAAGAGGAGAAGGAGGUAACAAAGAGCUCGCUCAAGGGCAAGCAAUCGCCCAAAAGCAAAACGAGUAACGACGAUGCGAUGGAUGCUGAGAGCUCCGAUGACGAUCUUGACUCCUCUGGCGAAGACACUGACUCCUCUGAGGUGUUGGAGUCUUUCGUUGUCUGCACUCUAGAUUCCGAUAAGCACUAUCAACAAACCCUUGAUCUUGUCAUCGGCGAUGAUGAAUUGGUUUACUUCAAAGUUGACGGAAACUACGAUGUCUAUCUUACUGGUAACUACGUUGUUAGCCCCGGAGAUGCUUAUAAAAACAAUGGUGAAGCCGAUGGCGACUACGAUCUCUCUCCCGAUGAGGAUGAACUUUAUUCUGAUGAGGAGACCGACUCCGACGAGCUUGAUGACCUUGAUGACCCUCCACGCAUCCAAGAGGUUGACACUGAUGAAGAGGAGGCCGUGAAAGCUUCCAAGGCUGCAGCUUCCACUAAUUGCGCGAGUAAGAAGGACAAGAGAGUCGAGAAGGUUGAUAAGAAAGCGGACAAAAAGUCCCUGAAGCGCCCGGCCGAGGAUGAAGAGCCUCGUACUAUCGAUGAAAUGAUCGAGGGAGAGAAGAUUUUGUCUGAGAAUAAGGGUGAAGCCGAGAAGAAGCUUUCUAAGAAGCAACUUAAAAAGCUCAAGGCGAAUGAUGGCAAGGCGGUUGAAUUGGCUGCUGAUUCCAAGGCCAAGGAAGCUAAGAAAGUCCAGUUUGCUAAGGAACUUGAGCAGGGACCUACCGGGUCCCCUGUCACUGCCGAGAAGAAGGAGAAGAAGAUACCUAGCGCGAAGAGAGUUAUCCAGGGUGUCACUGUUAUGGAUAGCAAGGUGGGAACUGGGGAUACCGCCAAGAAGGGUAGCAAGCUUUGCAUGCGCUACAUCGGCAAGUUGGAGAAUGGCAAAAUCUUCGAUAGCAACACGAAGGGCAAGCCUUUCGCUUUCCAACUAGGCAAAGGCGAGGUGAUAAAGGGCUGGGAUGUCGGGCUUGAAGGAAUGCGUGUCGGAGGCGAGCGCCGGCUUAAUAUCCCGGCUGCUCUGGGCUAUGGAAAGCAGAACAUUCCUGGAAUUCCGGCCAACAGCAACUUGAUUUUUGACGUCAAACUCACCGACAUCGAAUAAUCCCGCUCGGCAAGGAAGAAAAAGGGGUUUUUGAGAAAUUAUGGACUCUUCCCUCUUCUUUCAUGAAUGUUUUAUAAAAAAGGGUCAUUGUGUAAAUUAAUUGAACUUUGUCCCAGCGUCAUCGCCUAUGACGUCUGGCUGUGCUCCGG